Messenger RNA from Armigeres subalbatus, 7048 nucleotides. RefSeq names its product protein ELYS homolog (gene Elys). Lineage: Eukaryota; Metazoa; Arthropoda; Insecta; Diptera; Culicidae. The record is from RefSeq and is a predicted model, not a curated record. Bases 178 to 6897 code for a protein of 2239 amino acids. The transcript has 10 exons.
CCGUCAUUCGUCUGUUGAUGGCCGCGGGCUCACCGGGUAGUUGUCCGUCGCCGCGUUUUGUGUUUACUUCUCGUUUUUUCAAAAAAUUUCCAAUCGCCGGAAGGUUUUAGUUGAAAUUUAGGUGAAAUUUCAUUAUUGAAAAAGUAUUGUUCGUGAUACUGAUGCGCUAAGUUUACAAUGUGGUCGAGCGAGAUACAUCUUACGUUGAAAAAUGUAAUGGAAAUCCAGCAUUCGGAGCUGUCGGAGCGACACACCAACAUUCGUGACAGCUCCCAAGAUGAAGCGGAAGAAUUGCCUCGAAGAACCAUUGGUGGUUUCCUGAAAGAAGGCUCGCUGGGAUGGGUGGCUAGUGGGUCACUAUUUACGGUGUUGAGUACCAAAACUGGUGCCAAGUUGAUGUCCCAUAGCUUCGACCAAGAUUCAAAAACUCGGAAUAGUGUAAUAUGCAGUGUACAAGAAAUGCCCCUUGAGGAAACCAACUGCUGCAUAGUUGCGGUGGGUAUUCAACUGGAAGACGAUACCGGCAUCGUAGUGGUUCUAGCAGUGCAAGGAUCACGCAUACUGGGGCGCAUCGAUGUAAAUGAAAAGCUGGCCUGCUUACAGUCAAUUAGUAGACAAUCCUACAGCAGGGGUCGAAUAGCAAAGUUCAGUGGAUGCCUGGUGGUUGGAACUGCCAGUGGGAAAGUUCUGCUUAUAGAUGCUUGUCUCAAGUUUGAAGACAAUUCAAUAUUUGGGCGACGCCUAAUGAUGAACAAGUUGGAAAAAAAUCAAUGCCAUGUCGAGUUUUCCAGCACUGAUCCUGAACAGAUUGCAGCGAGCCACGAGUUGGUUAAAAAAAGGAACAUCUAUUUCGGUUUGCAGUUGGAUCCAUUGGAAGAAGAAGGGAGUCCCAUCAUCAGCAUUCUCGAUCUUCCUGCUUUGAUGGCGAUGGCAGUCGGGUACGCCGACGGCCGGAUGGUUAUCUAUGAUCUACAGGAAUUAUGUGUGAUUUAUGUUGCGCAACCUCCAGUGGAGGAUUCUCCGGUAAUCAGCAUGAACCUAGUAGAACCAACGAACGAUCCAAAGGCUUGUGUGUACAUUUGGGCAUUUCACGCUGGAGAGGAAGGAGCAUUCGCUAUCAUGCACACAUUAAUGUACGAGGAGAAAUAUGUUGAGCCCCAAGGGCACGUUUACGAAGGAUUUAUUUCGUGCGGUCCUCGUUUGACGAUAUCAAGUGAAGAUCCAGGAAGCUUUCCUCUCAGUGUGCAAUCCAUAAUGAAAACUGUAAGCCAGGAGGAAGAGGUGCUCACACUGUGCGUAUUGAGCUGGAUUGGUUCAAAUAAUGCCACCAAUAUUAUUGUGUUUGACCUGAACCAAUGGUACAAGGCGGAAAUGCCACAUAUUUGUGAUUAUCGUCGAGAUCUAAACCAUACGGUUGUGUUUAGUGUGAAGGAUUAUUCAGUGAAUGUCUGUCUGGUAACGGAUUCGCUUGUUCCGUUUAAUUCUAUCCAACGACCGGAAGAGCACUUCUACCCAAAUUCAUUAAGCUUCGACAUAAUGACGCUGAGUAAUGAUAAUUGUGCCAAAUACCAUUGGGCCGGACUGCAGAAUAAAAUAAUCGAGUAUUUCGAAAAGAGCGGAUCUGCCUGUGUUAUGGAUCCAGGCAAAAUCUAUACUGUCAUGCUACGAGCGGCUUUGAUGCCCCAGUUCGCCGAGUACAAUUACUGUUCGGAAACGCCGUUGGACAUGCAGCGAGAGUAUUUGCUGUCAGUGGCAUUGGAAUACAAUUGCUACUCGCUGUUGCAUGAAUGUGCGCUCAGUUGGGCCGACGGUAGUCACCUUGGCCAAGAACCAGAAGAAGGAGUUUCGCUCUCCACCCUUACUAAUUGGAUCUGGAGUCGCGCCAAGGCACUCAAGGAUCUAAGCAAUAACAUGUGCGUCCCGCUGUUCGAUCUUUCGGGGAGGCGAAUAGACUGCGGUACUCAGAAAACACUGCUCCUCUGUUCACGACAAUUGCGACAACUUUCUAAGCUUUAUGAUUUAAUUUUCACACAAUGCAAGCAAUAUAUUCCGGAAAAAGUUUUUAGAAGCCUUAAAUCGCAGGCUAACUCUGUUCAACUGGCAGCCGAUUAUCAAGAUGUGGUUCAAUGGUUAUUGAAUGUUGGGCUUCUGCCAGAGGGAAACAUCGAUGGGGUAAAUCUGUCUGAUGAGUUCUUGUUGGUACCGUUUCCUUAUCAAGCGAUACGGUCGUACUACGCCUCACAAAGGACCAUGCUCAACGAGAAGCCAGCGGAGGGCAAACAUCCCGCGAGCGUGGAAGACAUUAGUUGUAAAUAUCUGUUCAUUGAUAAUUUCAUCGAACGGGAAUUUCCGAACGAAGCACUGAGGAGAAUGUGGAUAGAGCAUAAUUCGACCGGCGUAUAUCCUCCGAAUUCGAUGCAGAACCUUCUUCGAGCUGUGCUGGUUCCGAACGUCCGAACUGAUGUGAAAUACGUUUUACUUUGCUAUACGUUUAUGGAUAUGACUGCUGUGUUGGGGGAAGGAAGAUACAGUGGUAUCGUCCAGAAUUUGAUUAAAUUCCCUACGGUGUUCAAAUUAAGCUCAGCGUUGAUAAAGCGCACUCAAGCAUUCUGGUUUCUGGAUCAUGGUCACAUCGAUGGUGCCAUCGAGGAACUGUUGUCUCCGAUGUCACAAAGUGAACAAUUUCCUCACUGGCAACGAGAGUUUCUCAUCUCUGCUUUACUGCGAUACGACUCUCCGCAUUUGGCGCUACGUGCAUUGCGAGUACCUGGAAUGCCGAUCUCGUCAUUUCUUGAGCUUAGAACUUUGCUGGAGAACAAUCUCAUCUCGGAAGCAUUCAAACUUCAACGUUCCAAACACGAUAAAAAAUUACUGAAAUGCUUUUUUGAAGGCACUCUACGUUCAUUAAAAUACGAGGUUUUGCUCGAUUUGGCUAUGUCGGACGAAGAAAUUCGUACUCUGAGGGAAUACUUGACCUCAACUCGCCAGCCCAUGGCCGACAAUGUACAUUUCAUUCAUCUGCUGCAGAAGUUGGACUUCGUCGAGGCGGUACACAUGGUUGAUAGGCUGGGCAGAAAACGUUCUACGGAGUACAAUUUGGAAGCACCAAAAGAAGCUCUCACUCUAUACCAUGCAGCUCUGGAACCGACGACCCAACAUUUGUCCUAUCUGGCAUAUGCCGAGCAAAAAGAUCUCCGCCCAAUGAAAGCUCCCUCCGCUGAACCACUGAGCUCCCGAUUGAUACGAAGUCGAGCCGACUUCCGCAAUCAAGUUUACCAUAAAUCCAUCGUAGCGAUCAAGGAAGCUGCUGCUCCUUUGGAACAUACACAACCAUUCCUAGAAAAACCAGGUCUAGGGAUGUUCCAGUUCCAUGCACAAACUAAAAGUAGUAACGUGUGCUACCCAAUAAGACUCGAUGUGAAAGUUUCUAAGAGAAAGUUGGAUGAAGACAAUAUUCCCGGGAAAAAAGAAAGAGCUGCUGAAAUUUUUGUUGAUUAUGAGAAACCUACCAAACGACGCAAAAUGGAAUCAGACAACCAAUACAAUACUUCGUUUGUAGCGCCGAAAAGCGUGCUUACGGAAUUCAGACCCAUGAAACCUUGGUUCAAGUUCAGCAGCGGCAAUUCAGAGAACUCUUCCACUAAAUCGUUCAGUCGUUCACCGUCAGCACAUUUAACGACUCCGAUUGUUCAAAAGAUGUCUACGUACAAUCCACCUUCACCAGAAAGCGUAAGUUCCUACACGCCGCAUGGUAUUCUAAAAUCUACCGCCUCGGUUCAAAGUUUCUUCAACCGGAAAAGCGUUUCCCCUACACCCAUCAGUCUACCUUCAACGCAUCGUAUAAGUGAUGCCGAAGAGAAGAUUCUAAGGUUUGACCUUCCGGAGUCACCACAAGUGGAGAAAGCAGAGCCGAGCUUUACCGCCUCUCCUCAACUUCAAAAUGACUCCAUGGUUUCAAACGAUGAGUUCUUCUCGCCAGAAGUUUCGGUAGCUACACUCGAUGAUGAAACCUGUUUGGACAUAAAGAAUAGCCUCUCCGCAGGACCGAAAGGCCGUCGUUCGAUUCACAGUCGAUCGCGUUCCGUAACUCCCGUUGAGAACAAUAUCGCCAUUAUCAUUGAAGAUGUUGACGAUGACUCUUCCAGUAAACAGGCCGAUAGUCAGUUAGAUGAAUCCAUGGAGUCUGCAGAGAUGGGCCCGGAUGAACUCCCAAUUGCACCAUCGCCUCCGAUUUUGCAUACGGUAUCCAUGGCGGGAAAAUCUUUGGAACGAAUGGUACUAGAGGCGAACGCCCGGAGAGCGCUUGUCGCAGAAUUGGAAGCAGGAGCAACCGAAGUCGCCGAAACUGCAGCAGAAAUGGUUGUUGAGAUGGAAACAGAUUCACAAGAGCCAGAAGAUAAAGAAGAGGUGUCACGUGAUGAACCAGUGCUAAAUGAAUCCAUUAGUAGAAGGGAUCCGGGAGAGGAGACAUGUAUUGUUAAAUCAGCAGUAAAUGUGGAAGCCGUAGAAAAUUUUGCUCCUGAAACAGAGCAGGGUGUGGUGAUUCCAGUGUUGGAUAGUAAGCCGGCCGUUAUAUUGGAUGAAGACGAUGAUGAUGACGUACAGGAAGUAAUCGCGGAACAAGAUGAACAAAACGAGUCCAGUGAAGAGUUGCAAGACGAAGAGGAAGAUGAGAUUGAUCUCAUUGUAGAAGAAGCAUCCGCUGAGGAGGAUGUAGAAAUGGAAUCCGACGUAGACGAAAUUCAGGAAGAUGAUGAUGUUAGCAGCAGUGAGGAAUCUGAUAGCUCGGGAGUAGAGGAAGUGAUUAAUAUUUCAAGUGGAUCAGAGAGUGAUGACAAUAGAAAUGCCAAUAUCGACACUGACGGCGAAUCAUCAUCGCCAUCGUCAUCGUCGUCUUCGGAUGGGAAGGGAGAUGACAUUGCAGAGCAGCAGGCUGCCAGCGAUGAUCAUGGUGUUGUGGUUGAACCAGCGUACCCCGAUUUACAGUCAUCAGCAGAUAAUAGACAGGUUGCAGAUUUCUAUUCCGAUACAGUUCCAGAACAUUUGAUGGAUCAAGGAGUGGUGAAAAAUGAAGAUUCAAGCGAUGUUCAGGUUUCAACUACUACAUCAUCCACUUCCCAUACGGAUAGCGAACCGAAAGCUCAAGAACAGCCUCCGCAAGGAGAAGCAUCUGUUCAGAACAGUGAUGAUGAGGAAAAUGACAGCAACAAAGGCCAUCAAGCGGAGGAUUUAUCCGUACAGCAAGAAGCUGUCGAAGAAGUCGAAGUACGGGAACCAGCACCAGAAUCUUCAACAGGUAGGGCUAGGGAUCUAUCCGUUCCGGCUGGUAAUGAACGGCAGGAUCAAUCCGCAACUGGUGCCGACAUCAAGUUAGUAUCUCCCAAUAGGGACGAGCCAUUAAGGCACACAAAAGAAGAUAAGUUCCUUGGACCACCGAAAAAUGCUCAUGAGGUAGAAGUUCCUGCCAUGAAUCUCUCCGUAAAGCCCGAUGUUGCUCAUGAAGCCAACCGAAAAAAUAGUAAGAGCGAUGAGAGUGAUGAUUCAGCGGCACUAAAUUUAUCUACCGGACAGUCCGUCGAACGCCUGCAUCCCGAUGAAGAGAUAUCCGAAUCCGAAGGAGCUGAUGUGGAAGAACCGAUUAUAAGGGAAGCACCAAUCGGUAGUCAGUCUCUGCACCUUGCUGCAAAUGUUGAAGAUCCUAUGGAGGGUACCAGUUCUAGCAUGAUGCCGACUAAGUCUGGUAAAGAGCGCUCAGUGCCGGAUAAUGCACUUGAACCACCCACUACUAAUGAAACCCACAAUGUUCCCAAGGAAACCAUAAAAACUGAAAUAGACGCUGAUGUGUCGCCGGCAGUCGCUGACAGCAUCUCAAAACAGUUGAACGAACCAACAAAUACUGAAAUCAGCACUCCAGUCAAAAAGUCAAGAAGAAUUUCUACCGGAAAUGCAGAAAUAUCAACGCCUCGUAGCACAAUCAAGACGCGACGAAUGUCUGCUGCGGAACAACUCGAAGAUACUCCAACGAAGCGUAUCACCAGAGCAUCAUCGCUUGCUCCCGAAGGGAGAUCGCCCGAAACUCCCUUAGCAAAAUCCAAAAAGCAUUCCUCGAUGGCAAACAUUGCAACACCUGAUAUGGCACUCACACCUAGGCGAGCUACGAGGGCGUCCUCCUUGGUGAAGGAACUGCUAACAAGCACUCCUUCUCGUCGAACUCGUCGCACAUCGGAAACCGAUUCAACGGAGUCUAAAAAUGUGUCGCCCGACGUAGCAAACGAUAGCAUUGUGGACGAUAACAGGUCGGAAAUCUCCAACGCCAGCACUGGUAGCCGUAGAAGCACUCGUCGGUCGAUCACGGCAAGGAAACUGCCACUUGCUCUACAACCAACAAUAUCCGAGGAGGCGACCGACAUUGCUUCUCCGAAACCUUCGAAAUCUUCCUCUAAUAAAGUGGAUGAAGAAUCGUUUGCAGAGUACUCGACGAAUCGGCGCCUCACUCGCCACCAAUCGGCCAUCAUAGAGAAAUCACUGGACAUGGUUCGUAAAUUGAACACUUCCGCUGAAGACGCGGGCUAUUCGAUGUCACAGGAAGAAGCGGACAGUGAGUCAGAAUCUGUCGUUUCGAACGCGAGUCAUGCAUCGAAGAGAUCUUCGCGUUCCAAAAUCAGUCAUCAAUCGAAGGGUAAAUCAACGACCAGUGAUCGUGGUAAGGCAAAGCCGACUGCCAGUGGCAGAUCUACGAGAUCGUCGGGUUCGAAACGUGAAACCAGCGAUGCCGACAGUGUGGAUACGGAUGUUGCGGAUAGCCCUGCUAAGAAAUCGAAAUUGGAACCGAUAGCGGAAGAAGACGAUGAGUCUCACACGAAAGGUCGACGCAGAGGUCGACCAAGAAAGGUUUGAAUACUAAUACACACGGCUUUUGAUGGCAUGUCGACCAACAAUCGAUACAUUGUUUUCUUACAUAAUUAGAUCCUUUUUGUUAGAAUCAACAUGUUGUUUAUGUGGUAUUCAUUGUGUAUUAGUCCUAGAUUAUAUGCGAUUUAAUGAAAUA